Carya illinoinensis is the source of this 986-nucleotide messenger RNA. RefSeq names its product probable calcium-binding protein CML45. The record is from RefSeq and is a predicted model, not a curated record. Bases 161 to 706 code for a protein of 181 amino acids. NCBI's taxonomy places the organism in Eukaryota, Viridiplantae, Streptophyta, Magnoliopsida, Fagales, Juglandaceae. Gene Ontology annotation, molecular function: calcium ion binding. The transcript has a single exon.
ACGUUGACGCUUGCAUCAGAAGCUGAGGCAACGCUUCUUUCACAUAAAUAUAUAUCGAUCAUACUUAAAAGCACAAUAUCCUUAAUAAUUAAUAUAUUGCAUCACCAACACUGCAUGCAGGAACAUCAUCCAAUUUCUUUCUUUCUUUCGAAUUAAUAAGAUGGCCGACAAGAGCGUAGCAAACAUGACAACCUUAUUCGUUAGAAUUCGAGGUUUCUUCACAAGUUUCCACGUCUAUGUUCGACCCCUGCUAGGGUAUGUCCACAAUAGAUGGAAGGUUUGGACGAAGAUGAUUAGCCUGAGAACUGAAAUACUGAAUCAGCAGUUUGUCAUACGUGAAAACGCAGAGGAUGAAAAACUAAGCCGGAAGAAAGUAAAGAAGGUGAUGGAAAUACUAGGACUAAAUUAUGAUCCAAUUGGAGGGGAUCAGAUGCAGGAGAGAAUCGGUGCAGAUGAGCUUUCACAACUAUUUGAGGAGGAUCCAGCUUGUUUGGACGAGGUGAGGGAAGCCUUUGAAGUGUUUGAUGCGAACAAAGAUGGAUUUAUAGAUGCAAGAGAGUUACAGAAGGUUUUAUGCAAUUUGGGGCUAGAAAAAGGGUCAGAGGUGGAGGAAUGCAGAAAGAUGAUCAGGGCAGUGGAUCAGAAUGGAGAUGAACUGAUUGAUUUUAGCGAGUUUGUGAAGUUUAUGGAGAAGAGUUUUAAUUGAUAAAAGCCUCAUUGUCAUCGUCUGCUAGGUAGGUCUGAGUUUCUGAUCAUGCCAAUCCUUUAGUCUAAAUUUCCGAUACAUAGUACUAGAUUUUAUUUUUAAUUUUGCAUCAUGUACUGUUUUUAAUUUCGAAACUUUUUUUUUUUUUUAAAGGGCAUGCAUGUCUGGAACUGGAUGUUUAACAUUCUCAAUAGUAUAGAAAUGCUAGCAAAUAUUUGUAAAAUCUUUUUAAGAUUAGCUUUUAUUAUCUUUUAUGAGAAAAAUUGGUAUUUAAAAUGAA